Molecule: messenger RNA, 3225 nt
Organism: Boleophthalmus pectinirostris (great blue-spotted mudskipper)
Lineage: Eukaryota; Metazoa; Chordata; Actinopteri; Gobiiformes; Gobiidae
Gene: fhl3a
Product: four and a half LIM domains 3a
Exons: 7
Coding region: 262-1101 (279 amino acids)
Biological process (GO): actin cytoskeleton organization
Cellular component (GO): Z disc; nucleus; stress fiber
Molecular function (GO): actin binding; transcription coregulator activity
Source: RefSeq, a predicted model, not a curated record
AGUAACCGGCAAACGGCAUCACUCUUCUCCAAAGCGCUUUGACUUACGCGCGGAACAAUCCACAACAAAGUUUUCUGGAGCCGCGACUUGAUCCCUGCGUAAACCCGACGUGUGGUGCACCGGAGACGCGCAACCGGUCCCUGGCAACUUCACCUACACCGCUAUCUUGGUUUGGUGUUAUAGGAGUUCCACACUAACUGGUCUCUACGUAUACUGGGUGGUCCAUUACAACAGACCAAGCCAGAGGCCAAACUCUUUACAAUGGCGGACCGAUUUGACUGUGACAACUGUAAGGAGUCCCUGUAUGGCCGGAAGUACAUUCAGUCUGAUGACAGCCCAUACUGCAUCCCCUGCUACGACAGCCUCUUCUCCAACACGUGUGACGAGUGCAAAGAGCUGAUAGGACACGAUGCUCGGGAGCUGUUCUAUGAGGACCGGCACUACCACGAGCACUGCUUCCGCUGUUUCCGCUGUGACCGCUCUCUGGCCGAUGAGCCCUUCACCAGCCAGGACGACGCCCUGCUGUGCAACGACUGCUACUGCAAUGAGUUCUCCUCCAAGUGUGUGGCCUGUGACAAGAUCGUCAUGCCUGGCUCGAGGAAGCUGGAAUAUGGCGGCUCCACAUGGCACGAGGGCUGUUUCAUCUGCCACAGUUGUGAACAGCCCAUUGGCUCCAAGUCCUUCAUCCCAGACAAAGACGAGCACUACUGCGUCCCCUGCUAUGAGGACAAGUUUGCCCCUCGCUGUACACGUUGUAAAAAGACCCUAGCUAAAGGUGGAGUGACCUACCGGGAUGAGCCGUGGCAUAAGGAGUGCUUUGUGUGCACAAGCUGUAAGACCCAGCUGGCCGGACAGCACUUCACCUCCAGAGAGGACAGCCCCUACUGCCUCAAGUGCUUCGGGAGCCUGUACGCCAAGAAGUGUGAGGCCUGCUCCAAGCCCAUCACAGGUUUUGGAGGAGGGAAGUACAUUUCGUUUGAGGACCGCCAGUGGCACCAGCCCUGCUUCACCUGCAGCCAGUGCUCUGUCUCCCUGGUGGGGGCAGGCUUCUUUCCAGAUGGGGACAAGAUCUUAUGCCGCGAAUGCCACACCAGCCUAUAAAACCUGCUAUUCCAGAUGCCCUACCACAUUGUGACUCUGUGUUUGAUUUCACAGUAUUGGACACAACCAUGCCUAUGCAAAGAUGCACGCAGGGUUUCCCUUUGUGAUAAACAUACUUGUUCCUUGUUGUCCAUAAAGCAGUUUAAUGCUGUAUAGAAGUCACAGAAUGAGUUUUGCAAGUAGAGCUAUCUAUAUAUUUGGUAGACCUUUUAUUAAUAGUUAGACACAGAGAAUAUUCCAAUAUGGGCACAAAGAAAGAAUGCAAUUGCUGAACAACCCUACAUAAUAGACUAACCUGUAAACUAACUUACAAUGUAAGAAAAUAAAAAUACAUAUACUAAAAUGUGCCUUAGAAGUUGGUAUGCAAAAUCAAAGAUGCUAUAAAACCAAAGAGAUAAAAGUGCCAGUCACUUUUAAAAGUGUGUUUAGGUAAGUGAGGAGACGGUAAACUGAUGAUUUGUUGGUGGAUUUUCUUAAUGUGUUUAUAAAUGAUAAAUGCAAUGGUUCUCAAACAGUGGGUCUGGACCCAGAGACAGUAUAAUAUGUGACAUAUGUAUAAUAAAAAUACAUACUUUAAAGGCAAAACAGAUUUGCUAAAUUGCGUCUAACAAUCCAAUGCAAUCACUUUAUUUCAAAUGUUUCAUCUUCAUCCGGUAAUUUUUCUGAACUAUAGAAAGUGGGAGAAAGCGCAACACUGUUGUAAAAAUAGUGACAAUCUAUACCUAUAGAAACUAUAAACAAUAUUUUAAAAAGAAAAAUUGUACUUUGCAAAAAAAAAUUCUUAUUAGUAUUUCAUUCAGUUCUGUUGCACUUUGGCUGGUGUUGCUCGUCUCUACAGUUUGUGCACAUAAGACAUUUCACUGCCACAGACAGACAUGCCACUUUGAUGUGUCAUAUUCCUGCUUUAGUCUUUUUUCUGUUUUUUUUUUGUUUUGUUUUUUUAACCACAACAAUUCCAACAAAGUUUGGACACUGUCAGGGACUCAAAGGACGUGAUUCAACUCAGAUCUGUCGAUUAAGGACAUGUCUCAAGCAACAGGCACAAGAAAAUAGUCCAAAAGUCCAAAGAAAGUACUGGAGGAGCAGGUGGGCACACUCAAAACAUGAAUUAACCAAAUAAUAUCUACAGAAUACCACAUUUAUGGAAAAAGCUGACAUAAUAUAAAUGUUUGAAGUCAUUGUAAAAUGUUUGAUUAUCAGUAAAAGGCCAAUAUUACUCUUAUUUUCUGACCUAUGUUUUAAUGUUGUUCCCUUAUUACAAACAUACCUGGGGUUGUGUUUCAUUCACACAAACCCUGCAUUGAAUAUGCAGGGUUUGUGUGAAUGAAACGGAAAACACUGUUCCACCUUGUGAUGUCACGUGGUAAGUGCUCCACUGUGUUUUUAAACUUCAUACUCCUUCACUAAAAUCAUUUGGACAAUUCCAGCCUUGGAGCUGGCAAUCUCUACUUAACUAGAAAUAAAAGGUAGCUGUUGAACUGAAAACGCUUCAUGAUAUCACAAGGUGGAACAGAGCAUUUUGAGCUUUGGAGAUAUAGGCAUUCUAAUAAUAAAGGGUUACUUAAACAUGUGAAUGAAAUAAAAACACAACUCCAAGUAUGUUUUUUGAGGAGAUAACAUUAUAGCAUGAGAACAAGCUCUUAAGAGUCAAUGUUGUGUAAUACUGGACCUUUAUCAUUAUAGUAAGGUCCCUAUGCUUGAUCAUCUAUAAGGCAUGCAGUGUGUUCAAUGAUUAUCUAAAAACAACUCUAUUGUAGUUACCUCCAGUGACUCAACAUUAUGGAAUUGUACUUGUACUUUUCAUUUGUAAAUAUUUAAUUGUCACUGAUGCUUAUUGCGAGCAGCAGAUCUACGUGCAUGUUUUUAGCCCCUUUAUUAACACGCUUUAAAUUUUUUGUUUUACUGUUUGUGUGUAAAAUUUAAAAAUGCAUUUCUAUAAUCUUUUUUCCCGCUUUGAUGCUGGUGAGUCAGAGUUGGCAUAUACGUGUUUCAGCAUAUGUAAACUGUUGUGGUCACAGCCGGAUGAACUUACUGUAAAUCAGGAAUAUGUGAUACGGCUACAUGCUACGAUGGUUAGCUCGAUUUGUGAAGUCUAAUGAAAUAAAUAUACGCUGCGGACAUUUU